AUUAAAUGAAUUUAUAAAAACUGCAAGCAAUGUUACUGCAGGACACGUCAUCUUCUACAGGUAAAAAAAAAAAAAGAGGAUCUUAACUGAAUCUGGGCUCAACCCAUUCAGCUUAUAAAUACUCGAGACACUCCUGGUCACGACCUUAUAGGAGACACACAGCUGAUCUGAAGUGAUCUCUUUGAUAACGCUGAUUAAACAUUACCUGCAGUAAGAUGUUACCCGUGGUUUUAUUCUUCUGUCUCUUCUGUCUGACACCUGUGGCUACUGAAGUGGGUCUCGGUGGUAAAGUGCUUCUGUUUCCAACCGAAACUAACAACAGCUUUGUUAAACUCACUCCUGAAAAGCCACUGAGUCUUUCAGCAUUUACUCUGUGCAUGCGUGUCACAACUGAGCUCCAGGGCCAGAGGGAGAUCAUUCUGUUCGCCUACCGCAUACAGAACUAUGACGAGCUCAACGUGUGGAGAGAGAAAGACGGCCGCUUGUCCUUCUACCUCAGUGGGAGUGGGAGUGGGAAUGGAGUGUUUUUCUACCUGCCUCCUCUCUCCACCUUCCGGACCCACGUGUGCGUCACCUGGGAAUCUGCGACUGGUCUUUCUGCCUUCUGGGUGGAUGGACAUCGCAGCUCAUACCAGCUGUUUAAAAAAGGUCACUCAGUUCAACCUGGUGGCACCGUCCUGCUCGGUCAAGACCCUGAUAACUACCUGGAUGCCUUUGAUAAGAAUCAGAGCUUUGUAGGAGAAAUUACAGAUGUGCACAUGUGGGAUCAAGUUCUCUCUGGCAGUCAGAUAAGAGCAGUUUAUUCAAACCAGGAACCAUCUGUGCCAAAGGGAAAUGUAUUUGACUGGAACACCAUCAAUUAUGAGAUUAAUGGAAAUGUACUAGUGGUGAAAGAUAACUGAUUCUGAUCAGGUGUAAUGUCAUACAUUUGUGUCAACCUCUGUAACCUCUUCAUCUGUUUUAAUGAUUUAGAAAGCCCUAUUGGCUGACAAAUAAAUUGUUUCCUCAGCAUCAUAUCUGCAGUGU
Messenger RNA from Carassius auratus (goldfish), 1026 nucleotides. RefSeq names its product pentraxin fusion protein-like. Bases 216 to 902 code for a protein of 228 amino acids. NCBI's taxonomy places the organism in Eukaryota, Metazoa, Chordata, Actinopteri, Cypriniformes, Cyprinidae. The transcript has 3 exons. The record is from RefSeq and is a predicted model, not a curated record.